GCCUGCCUGGAUUUCUUACACACCAAAGCACAACAGCAAACCAGGCACUGGUUUUCCCCUGGUCAGCUGGCCACGCUAACGGCGCUUCCAUCCUUUCUUGUUUGCGUGCAGAUUUACGCCCAGACGGUCGCGUUGCAGGAAUCCGGGCGCUUCCCCUUUAAGGCAACGGGCGUGGCUUGCGAGGUGGGGAAAGCGGGGCCGGCGAUGAAAGUCCCUUGAGCCGGCGGCAGCCCUGCCGAGAGAAGUGUGUCGGAGCAGCUCCUGCGAGGCGAGGGGGGCAUCAUGAGUGGGCACGUCGGAGAUCUGAGCCCGAAGCAGGAGGCUGCGCUGGCUAAGUUCCGUGAGAAUGUCCAAGAUAUCCUCCCAGGACUGCCUGCACAGGAUGACUACUAUAUCUUGAAAUGGCUCCGAGCCAGAUGUUUUGAUCUCCAGAAAUCUGAAGCGAUGCUCCGUAAGCAUGCUGCAUACCGGAAACACAUGGAUAGUGAACAUAUCUAUGAAUGGCAGGUUCCAGAGGUUAUUGAGAAAUACAUGACUGGGGGAGCGUGUGGUUUUGACCGGAAUGGUUGCCCUGUCUGGUAUGAGAUCAUUGGACCUCUCGAUGCCAAAGGGAUCCUCUUCUCAGCUUCCAAACAAGAUUUGCUCAAGAAAAAGUUCAAGGACUGUGAGAUCAUACGGAAAGUGUGCGACCAGCAGACUGAGAAGCUGGGCAGGAAGAUUGAAACAAUCACCAUGAUCUACGACUUUGAAGGGCUAGGCCUGAAGCAUCUCUGGAAGCCAGCCGUAGAUGCCUAUGGAGACCUUCUUGCCAUGUUUGAAGAGAAUUACCCUGAGUCCUUGAGGCGUAUUUUUGUGAUCAAAGCUCCCAGGCUCUUCCCUGUAGCUUACAACCUGGUGAAACACUUACUAAGCGAAGACACUCGUAACAAGAUUGUGAUCUUGGGAUCUAACUGGAAGGAAGUCUUGCGCAAGCACAUUGACCCUGAUCAGAUCCCCGUUGAAUAUGGAGGUACUCUCACGGACCCAGAUGGAGAUCCCAAAUGUAGGACCAAGCUAAAUUAUGGUGGAGAUGUUCCAAAAAAGUACUACGUACAAGAUCAACUGAAACAGCAGUACGAUCACUCGGUGAUUGUGAACCGGGGAUCCUCCCAUCAGGUGGAAUACGAGAUCCUCUUUCCAGGUUGUGUUCUUAGGUGGCAGUUCAUGUCAGAAGGAGCUGACAUAGGCUUUGGAGUCUACUUGAAAACCAAAGUUGGAGCCCGUCAGCAUGCUGGUGACAUGACUGAAGUGCACCCCAACCAGCGCUACAAUGCCCACAUGGUGCCUGAAGACGGCUCCCUCACCUGCACAGAUGCUGGUAUUUACGUCCUGCGAUUUGAUAACACAUACAGCUACAUCCAUGCCAAGAAAAUCAGCUAUACCGUAGAGGUGUUACUGCCAGACAAGAAAUCCGAAGAGCAGUUCCAGCAGCUGGAAGACCAUACGAAGGAGCUUAAAAUUAACCAUGCCUGAUUGAACUGAUGCCCUUCCUAUGCAAAAACCCAGCUGCCUCUCUCCAACCAAUUUGAAGUGGUGGUGGUGGUGAUAGGGUGUAUAUAGGGUGAGGAAUCAGACUGAAUUCUUCAACGGUAGAAGAACAUAGGAGAUUUGGGGAGAUAAUUGGGGGUCGGGGGGCUAAUGUUGGAGGUGAUCUUGCCUUGCAGCAGUUGGACAUGAGAGUAUGUUCUUCCUUGUAGUCCCAAAUGCUGCGGGAAAUGACGGAUCCCCUUCCGCUCUGUGGUUGUAGGUGGACUGACAGGGUAAAGCUUAUACAGUUGGAGAACUGGCAUUAAAGAGAUAAUAUCUGGGAGACGCUGCCCGCUCUGCCAAUCUAAACUGCCCAAAACUUGUAUCUGGUGAAAAACCGUUGGGAUAGCCUCUGUGUUCACAUAACGAUUUACGUCUUCAGACCCGGAUGUAAGGAGAGUGGCAGCGGGGGGCGGGGGGCAGGGGAGAACAGCACCCUGACAGAUGCCUCCUAGAAGCCCAUAUUCAGGGCAUCACCCCCACUCCCUUGUUUACUGCCUCUGAACAGAGGUCCCCUUUUGUUGGCCAUUAGCAGGCCUUUUAGCAAUCACAUCUUGACUUUUUUAAAAGGAUCGCACAGCUAAACUAGUGCCCAUUGCCUGCUCUUUGUGGCAUCGAGUUCCACAAGUUAAAUUACAUGUUGCGCAAAAAAAGUCUUUUGUCCUCAGAGGCUUGUUUUUUAAAACAGGCCUGCAGAAUUUGUGCCCUACAAAAUCAAGUGCCAUUUCCCAGCCAUGUAUGAUGGUUCCUUGAUAACCCUGCUGGUUUUGCAGUCUAGGAGGAAUGCUUUUUAAAAAGGAUGCAGAAGUUGACUGUGUGAAGAGGCCUCCAAACAACUUUUCCUACCCUGCAGUUUGCUGCUAAUCUAUUGCCUUCAGCUGUUAAGCUCAGGCCUCGUUUACUUGCUGGCCUAGACUUUCAGCAGAAGGGUAAUCCGGAGGGUUACCGGCUGCCACCUGCAUGGCACUCACUUUGAAUGUUCAAAAAUCUUACUCAAGAUUUGCAGGCGGAUUGCACAACAUUUUUGUAGCUGGCCUAGCGAAGAUUGUUUCCAUUGCACUUGCCCUCUGAGCUGUGGCAAUGGAGAGAAAGUGUAGGAGGAGUUCAUCUAGCUCUUUCUCUAGGACAUCUCUAAGGAAACUUCGAGUGCCUGUUCAAGAUGGGAAGCUUCCGGUCGGAUUGCAGCAGAAGGUUUCCCAUCUUGAUCCGUUGUCCCUUAGCUUGCAGCAAAACCUGAGGGCUUCUUGCCAUCACUGGAAUAUCCAAAAGCAACAUAGCACUUUGUACUCCUUUGUCUUUAUUGUGGUUGUUUCCUAUGUUCUCAGAUAUUAGAAAUGUUAAUAAAUUAAUGUCUGUCAA
Molecule: messenger RNA, 2925 nt
Organism: Eublepharis macularius
Lineage: Eukaryota; Metazoa; Chordata; Lepidosauria; Squamata; Eublepharidae
Gene: SEC14L2
Product: SEC14 like lipid binding 2
Exons: 12
Coding region: 283-1512 (409 amino acids)
Cellular component (GO): cytoplasm
Source: RefSeq, a predicted model, not a curated record